Messenger RNA from Oncorhynchus nerka (sockeye salmon), 954 nucleotides. RefSeq names its product coiled-coil domain-containing protein 8 homolog. Lineage: Eukaryota; Metazoa; Chordata; Actinopteri; Salmoniformes; Salmonidae. The transcript has 5 exons. The record is from RefSeq and is a predicted model, not a curated record. Bases 229 to 954 code for a protein of 241 amino acids.
UCGCGCGCCACGCCAAACAGAUUCUGCACGCCCCUGCGCUCCGAUUUGAUGCUCUCUGAGAUUCUGAAAAUACACGAAGGAGAAAGACAAGUCCCAAGGCAUGAAUACAAUAUUUAAUCAACUAUAUGUCCACUCUAAGCGUCCGUCUUGCUGGACCUAUUGACCAUCGAUAGUUGUGUGCUCAAGUUUACCGAGAUCCAAAGUUGUCAGGCAGCGUUCAUUGAACGCAUGCGCAUUGCAUCCACUAUCCAGCUCAAAAUAAGAGUUAAAACAGAAACGAGUGCAGGAGGAGGAGAGCAGGGAGAGAUGACUGACACCCCUCCCAGUGAUGGCCCCUCCCAGGGGGUAGAGUUUGACAUGAUGGGUGCUCUGGACUGGCAGGACGGCAUCGCCACACUGCCCGGCAGCGACAUCAAGUUCCGUAUGACAGAGUUUGGAACUUUGGAGAUCGUGACAGAGCCAGAGGUCAAAGAAGCAGGGCCAACCCCCCAGAACCCUGCCCAGUCGAAAAGCCCCACCCCUCCACCAGAGGCCCAAUCAGAGAGCAGUGCAGCCUCUUCUGCAGCCAAGGAAGUCCAGCCACUUGCACCCAAGGCUCAAGGCCCUGUGCUUCUGUCUCUAGAGGAGGGUCCCACUGUGGAGGAGCCGAGAGUGGAGGUGGGCCCCAGGGUGGAGGUAGGCCCCGAGGUGGAGGCAGGCCCCAGGGCGGAGGUAGGCCCCGAGGUGGAGGUGGGCCCCAGGGCGGAGGUGGGCCCCAGGGCAGAGGUGGGCCCCAGGGCGGAGGUGGGCCCCAGGGCAGAGGCGGAGGUGGGCCCCAGGGCGGAGGUGGGCCCCAGGGCAGAGGCGGAGGUGGGCCCCAGGGCAGAGGCGGAGGUGGGCCCCAGGACCCCAACUCUCUACAGCAUGACCAGACCAGGUAUGGACAUGAGAGAUCAUGGCCUCGUGAUGAGGUAG